Molecule: messenger RNA, 852 nt
Organism: Chaetomium fimeti
Lineage: Eukaryota; Fungi; Ascomycota; Sordariomycetes; Sordariales; Chaetomiaceae
Exons: 2
Coding region: 1-852 (283 amino acids)
Source: RefSeq, a predicted model, not a curated record
AUGCCACGCGACCGGAGUGACUGGUCCAAGCGAUCUCGCCGCUCCCGUCGAAGCGAGGAACCCGAGACCCGAAGUUCGGGGUACUAUUAUCGAGAUUCUCGCGACCCAGAACAGGAAAGUCGUACGCGAACCAGAACCAACCAGAGUGAUUACCAUCCCGGAAACGACCCUUAUGACCGUGGCUCAAACGACCGAGACGACUAUGGAGGGGACGCGUCGAGAUACGACGGCGAUGACGAGAUCUCCACUUCAAGCUACACGUCAGCCUCUUCGCAUGGACCUAGAGAAAGCAGUAAAGCGAUGGUUCCCUAUCAAGACUCGAGCAUCAGGAGAAGCCGAAGUGCUUCGUCAGACUCGACCCUUGUGAUUGAAGCACCGGCCCCCGAUACCAACCCGCCACCUAGUCGUCGGCACCGUCAUCGAAGCCGACAUCGAAGCCGUCAUCGAUCCCGUUCCAGGGAUCGCUAUUACGACGACGAUGAUUCGGCAUAUGGUGUAUCUGGCCCAUCCGAUCCGUUCCCCGCGGAGCGGAGCGAUACUCAUCUCUCAGAGCGGCGCUCGUACACAACCAACAAUAGUGGUCGUAAAAGAUACGAAGACUACUCGUACACGGCUGACCGUCGCAGUUAUCGAAGGGAAGAGUGCUCGCAAGAGCACUAUCACGGUAGCCGCCACGAGGACCAGGAUUACUCGUAUUAUUCUGAUGAGAAUCCCCAAACAAGUUUUAGUCGCACUGUCCAGGUCAACGUUUGGUCCAGCUCCCGACUGGAAUCGGUCAAGCACGAGAGUCCUAGUAGUCACCACCCUGGGGGGCGCAUUACCUACAACCUGAGGCCAGUUACGUUGAGAUGA